CGCCCUCCCGUCGCCAUUUUCCGGGUCCCGUAGUCUCGCGCUGCUGCUGGUGUCUGAGGGCACGAGCGGAAAACACGGUCAAAGUGUUCGUACCCAGGAGAAAGUCUCGUGAAGCCCCGGGGAUCCCUCGCGCGGGCUGCUGUCGGUGAGCGCACGCGGGAGGGGGGGAGAGAUGCACGCGCGGGACACGAGCCGCCGCCGUCAGAUCGUUUUUCUGUGUGAGGACGUGUUGGUCGCGAGCCGCCAUUUUUCUCCCCGCGCCGCCUCAGAGGAGUCGAGGAGCGGGUUCGAUUCCGUGACACCGAGGAAACACCGAGCCGCGUUCCCCACCGGCGACAUGCGGAUAUAAAGAAGAAGAAGAACAAGUGAGGGGCCAUCUUUUGAUUUCUCUGCCUCCCCCCCCCCCACACACACACCCCUGUUCCCUCGUACUGACAACCGAGCGAGGCGGAGGAGUCACCGGAACCGGAGCUGCUGCUGCUUGUUUCUCGGAACGAAAAGAGGAAGCUCCGCUCAUCAUUUGUUGCUUCGUCCUGUGUGUCAAGUUCUCUGGUUUCCACUCGGUUCGUCGCUGAACACAGGAGACACAUUAUGCUCCAAAGUUGGAACCAGCCGGUCCCCGCCUGCAUCUGAAAAUACCAGGUUGUUGUUUUUUUGUUUUUUUAAUUUCUGCUUAUUUAAAAAAGAAAAGAAGAAGAAACCUCCGGAGCCUGCGACGUUCGUGCAGAAAUCACUCGGGAAACCCCUCUCAGUUUGUCGGGGCGACACAUGCCCUGCCCUGCAUCCUCCAAACCCUCCACCCAGCGGUGAUCGACCGACACACGUUUUUAACUUAUUCUCUAGUUUUCUCACUAACUUAUUAUUUUUGAACACAAUCAUGUCCGCUCGGUUCGAUUCCUCCGACCGGUCCGCCUGGUAUUUCGGCCCCGUGUCGCGACAGGAGGCACAGAACCGGUUACAAGGACAGAGACACGGCAUGUUCCUGGUCCGGGACUCGUCGACCUGCCCCGGCGACUACGUGCUGUCGGUGUCGGAGAACUCCAAAGUGUCCCACUACAUCAUCAACUCGUUGCCCAGCAAGAGGUUCAAGAUCGGCGACCAGGAGUUCGAGCAUCUCGCCGCCCUCCUGGAGUUCUACAAGAUCCACUACCUGGACACGACCACCCUGAUAGAGCCAGCACCCAGGUACCCAAGCACAGUGAGUCCCAUCCAGCCAAUGGGCGGCCCAGAUGAUAACCUAGAGUAUGUGCGGACUCUGUACGACUUCACUGGCAGCGAUGCGGAGGACCUCCCCUUCAAGAAGGGGGAGAUCCUUAUCAUCCUGGAGAAGCCAGAGGAGCAGUGGUGGAGCGCCAAGAGUAAAGAGGGGCGUGUCGGGAUGAUCCCCGUGCCCUACGUGGAGAAAGUGGCACGACCCUCCCCCCACCCCGGCCAGCCUUCCCACGGAUCUCGUAACUCCAACAGCUAUGGGAUCCCCGAGCCAUCCCACGCCCUUGUCCACGCUUACGCUCAGCCCCAGACGCCGUCGCCGUUGCCCCCUGGUAUCCCUGGAGCAGUUAACACUCCUCUACCGUCCAUGCAGAACGGCCCUGUCAUGGCAAAGGCCGUCCAGAGACGAGUGCCAUGUGCCUACGAUAAAACAGCUCUUGCUCUGGAGGUUGGUGACAUCGUCAAGGUUACGCGGAUGAACAUAAGCGGUCAGUGGGAGGGUGAGGUGAACGGACGGCGAGGCCUCUUCCCAUUCACCCACGUCAAAAUCAUAGACCCCCAGAAUCCGGAUGAGAGUGACUGACCCUCGACUGGAGCCUCUUGCCAGUAUCGACGUGUGCCCAAAUCGGCUGGCCGUCGCCACCUUUUCCCGCCAUUGUCACCGCGGUUACGUGCUUGCCUGCUUGGGGCUGUACCAUGAUUGCGGCCCCUCUCGUUGCCAACCGUCGCAGGGCUUACUGACUGUUUACAGCUUUGGACAGUGGAUCCAAACUAAAAUCCUGACCCCACUUCUCCCCCCGUCCCCUUCCCUAUGUCUUGGUUCCAGGCUGGGCAGUGUUUUUUCGCAUUAGUGUCCUUUUCAUUUCCAGAUCACUGGGCAUCAGUGUGAGUGUGUGUGUAUGUGUGUAUGUGCAUGUGUGUAGGUGUGUGUACACGAUAGAUAUUUACCACAUUACAUCAAAUGUCUGUUUUUUUUAAAUUUGAUUUCGGAGUACUUGUUAUGUUUGAAGUCUUGGGGACUUUAGAAACUGUUGGUGUGCGAUUGUUUAGUUGAUGCUUGAGACGAAGUCGGGGAAAGCUACAUCCCCGUGGACUUAGGAGAGCACUGAGGUGAUGAGGAGUUAACCAGCCAGUCAGAUCUUAAUUCUCCAAACAAUCAACAAUCAGUCACUUUUGUUACUUACAUCACACACUUAUUGGCCAUGAGGAUUUUCAGGUUGACGGUUCUUUGUUGUGUAUGUGAUGUGCGACUGGAGUCAGGAGGUAGCAGAUGUGGAAGAGCGCGGUUUUAAUUUGACAUUAUAGAUCCGAUAAUCCCAUCCAACCUGGCACAAGUCUGGCUGACACGAUUAUUUAUCCUUCUGUUGAUGACAGAUGACGCGGCUGUUAUGUGAUCUCAUCUGUUACUUAUUUGUGCCACGUGAUCAAAAAUACUUCUUUGUUUAUUUGUUAUUUUAAUGGAGACAUCAAUAAGAUGUGUUGUGGAGGGGGUUUUUUUUGCAUGCCCAUUUGGUACCGCUUGAUUGCCAUUCUCAUUAAAUUUAUAGACGAGCAGGGUUGUUUAGUGCCAACAGCAACAAGCACUGGAAGAUAUAUUCCAACUUCUUCCAGUGAAGUGCCCAGCUUUGAACAGCUAGCUUAAAACGCAGCAUGAGCACUCGGGACUAAAGGCUUUUACUGAAAUGAGAACUCUGCUAUAUCAGUGGUGUAGGUCAGGAAAUGUGGAAAUGCCUCAGCAAGCCAAUGAGAUGCCUUUUUUUCCAGAUAGUAAAUGCAUCUUUUAGUGCAUGCGACGCCCUCUCUAACCAUAUGUUUUUAAUGUGAUGUUACUCCUGUCAAUUUACAACCUGCUCUAUUCCUUCAACAUUCAGUCCGUGCACAAUUUUUUACUCAUUUUAUGCAAAACAGACUCCAUCGGACUAGUUCAAACUGCGCUGCAAACAAUUCAGUUUGUUUAGUAGGAGCUGAGGGUGUAACGAUUAUGAAAACAUUGAUGACCCCUUAAUUUCUGCUGUAAAAAAAAAAUUUAAAAAAAAGUUUUGCUCACGUGUUUUCCCCACCCCGUGCUCUCUGUUCAAAUCAUUACUCGGCCGUUCACGCUGAGUAAUUGUGCAGCUUUUAGUUGUAUCCAAGUUUUUGUUUGUAGUCAGCUAUUAAAUCAAGCAUUUUUUUUUUUGUUCAAAUGAGUGAUGUUAUUAAACAAAAAGUACCUAAGGUGACAUUUACAAAAGGGAAAAAUGCCUGCUGGUUGCCUCUGUGCAUGACCUCUUGGCCGGGGGAGAUGUUUCUGCUCGGCCAAAUGCUGCUUAAUGUCAUUCGUUUCCUUAUUGAAUAAAGGUUUCUCUUAUUUUGAUCCCCUCUGGUCUGUGCAAACAAACCAGUGUGGGGUUUUCCUCAUCAGACAUAAUGAAAUCUACUAAUUAAGCAAUAUGCCCUGAUUAGUUCCUUUUCUCGAGGUGAACUCGCUUUUCUCAUGCUUCUGAGUUGUUUAUUUGUAAUGGCAUUAACAGUAUUACUGUGCUCUCUUCUCAUAUUCUAGGAAAGCCUGUCUUGUACUUAAGAAUUGAAAAUUGUGCCUUUUAUUUUCUUAUACCAUUUACAUGUGUUAAUAUUUCCCAUGGUUAACACCUGUGCUGGUAUUGACCCUUUAUGUACAGAACAAGUAAAUAAAAUUUACGUCUACUUCUUUAA
Paralichthys olivaceus (Japanese flounder) is the source of this 3900-nucleotide messenger RNA. It is a transcript of the gene crkl, whose product is annotated as v-crk avian sarcoma virus CT10 oncogene homolog-like. Lineage: Eukaryota; Metazoa; Chordata; Actinopteri; Pleuronectiformes; Paralichthyidae. Gene Ontology annotation, molecular function: receptor tyrosine kinase binding; signaling adaptor activity. The record is from RefSeq and is a predicted model, not a curated record. Gene Ontology annotation, biological process: cell migration; positive regulation of ERK1 and ERK2 cascade; signal transduction.